Cheilinus undulatus (humphead wrasse) is the source of this 4105-nucleotide messenger RNA. RefSeq names its product activin receptor type-1B-like. Gene Ontology annotation, biological process: protein phosphorylation; activin receptor signaling pathway; cellular response to growth factor stimulus. Gene Ontology annotation, molecular function: activin receptor activity, type I; activin binding; ATP binding. Bases 91 to 1608 code for a protein of 505 amino acids. NCBI's taxonomy places the organism in Eukaryota, Metazoa, Chordata, Actinopteri, Labriformes, Labridae. The record is from RefSeq and is a predicted model, not a curated record. Gene Ontology annotation, cellular component: activin receptor complex; plasma membrane. The transcript is spliced from 9 exons.
AGCUGGCUGUCAACCUCACGCUUCGCCACACUUAGCUUAACGUUAAGCUAACCAAACAUGUUAAUGCGAUGAAACUGGAAAAUAUUGAUCAUGGCUAACCUGUGGAUCUCGUUAGCCGUCGUGGUUGUCCACAGCAUCCUGUACAAACCCUGCGAGGCUCUUUGGUGUAACUGCACUACUGCCCAGUGUGAGAAGACUGGCUCCCGCUGUGAGACUGAUGGAGCCUGCAUGGCCUCCACUUCCUUCAUCGAUGGCCAAGAGCAGCAUAUUCGCAUCUGCAUCACAAGGGAAAAACUGGUGCCUCCUGGACAGCCAUUCUACUGCAUCGGUGCAGAGGGUCUGCUCAACAUUCACUGCUGCUACACCGACUACUGCAACAGCAUCGACCUCCAAGUACCCUCAGUUACGACACAGCCAGGACUGGGGGGAGGCUACGGUCCAGGUGGGACAUGGGGGUUGGUGGAACUGGUGGCUGUGAUCGCAGGGCCGCUGUUCCUACUCUGUCUGCUGCUGCUGGUGGUUGUGUUCCUGUAUCAGUACCACCAGAGGGCGUACAGCCACAGGCAGAGGCUGGAGGUGGAGGACCCCUCCUGUGACCACCUGUACCUGGCCAAAGACAGGACCCUGCAGGACCUCAUAUACGAUCUGUCCACGUCUGGUUCAGGCUCCGGUCUCCCUCUGUUUGUGCAGCGGACUGUGGCAAGAACGAUUGUCCUCCAGGAGAUCAUUGGUAAAGGGCGUUUCGGGGAGGUGUGGCGAGGACGCUGGAGGGGAGGUGAUGUAGCGGUAAAGAUCUUCUCUUCAAGAGAGGAGCGCUCUUGGUUCCGUGAGGCUGAAAUCUAUCAGACCAUCAUGCUCCGUCAUGAAAACAUCCUGGGCUUUAUUGCUGCAGACAACAAAGACAAUGGCACCUGGACUCAGCUGUGGUUGGUGUCGGACUACCAUGAGUACGGCUCCCUGUUUGACUACCUGAACCGCUACUCUGUCAACACUGAAGGAAUGAUCAAACUGGCACUGUCAGCUGCCAGCGGCCUCGCACAUUUGCACAUGGAGAUUCUUGGAACACAAGGCAAACCCGGCAUCGCUCACAGAGACUUGAAGUCCAAAAACAUCCUUGUGAAGAAGAACUGCACCUGUGCCAUCGCUGACCUGGGAUUGGCUGUCCGUCAUGACUCUGCCACUGACACUAUUGACAUUGCACCUAAUCAACGAGUGGGCACCAAGAGGUAUAUGGCUCCUGAGGUUUUGGAUGAAACCAUCAACAUGAGACACUUUGACUCCUUUAAAUGUGCUGAUAUCUAUGCUCUAGGGCUGGUCUACUGGGAGAUUGCACGCCGCUGUAAUAGUGGAGGUAUCCACGAAGAGUACCAGCUGCCCUACUAUGACCUGGUGCCCUCUGACCCCUCAAUAGAGGAAAUGAGGAAGGUGGUGUGUGACCAAAGACUACGACCUAACAUCCCUAACUGGUGGCAGAGCUACGAGGCUCUCCGAAUUAUGGGCAAAAUCAUGAGAGAGUGUUGGUAUGCUAAUGGAGCUGCCCGCUUGACAGCCCUACGCAUCAAAAAGACCCUGUCCCAGCUCAGCGUUCAGGAGGACAUUAAAGUGUGAGCUGAGUCAGCAGAGUUCUUAGAGAGAGAGCACUGAUGGAGCCCCGACUCCAGACUGUACGUAGGAUGCUGAGAGAGAGGAGCUGGGCUCUCUACAAAGAAUGCACAAAGUCAGAGAUUAUGGUGAAGAGUCGCACUUUGUAAAAUAUGACUUCAUAGACACUCCUUCCAGUUUUGAAGCCACUUGAUUUCUGACAAACCCUACCUCGCUUACCCAGCCAAACUACCAAGAAACACCUUUCCUGUCUUGUCUCAGCUACUGCUGCCCUACCUGAACUUUUUGUCCCUCUUUAAACUCCAUACUAACAGAACCUUUGGAUUUCCUGUGUACUUGUAUGCAAUAGAUAGCAGGAUAUGUAAUUAACCAGUUAAGAUUUUGAAAACCAGUCACUUGUAUUUUGUCCAGGUCCAAUUGAUCAUGGUUCGUUCGUAGUGAACAAACAGGAUUUUUCUCUUUUGUAUUUAAAAGGAGACUAGCGGGGAGAUUUUUAACUUAUUUUUUUCUUAUUCUGUUGUUUAAAUUUCUAGAUAUUGUUAUAAGUAUAUCAGCGUUUUUGGGGUUCUUGUGCAGGUUUCUCUGUCUCCUGCAGCACACAGGCAUGUUGUUCAGAGAACAGCUCUUCUGCUAAGACUGUGUGCUUUAGCUGUCUGCUGAUUACCAUGUAAGCAUGUACAAAGCUGUUGAGGCAGUUUGUGUGAAAGCAGCAUAUUGACUUUUCACACAGUAUUUUGAGACUUUAAACAACACUGGAUUAUUAGAUAUUAUUUAGCCUUUGGAAAAACUGCCUGGAGCCUUCCCAGUGAGCUGUUGUGAACCUCAGGUUUUCCUCAUGCUUACAGAUCAACAACUUCCCCCCCAUUUUCUCCUGUAUAGAACAGUCUAAAGCAAAAAUAACCCUUGAGGAAUUUGAAAGCAAGGAUGUAUGGUUAAAGGUUGUGUCAUGGAGAAGCAGCGACUUGAUACUGAAUGUUUCAUCGUCUGUCUUCUGUGGACUUCAAAUUGGGACACAAGUAGUGCUGAGCUAAAAGUAGUUUCUAUAAAUGUUAACAUUGUUAUCUGAAUGCAGCCACUGUAUCUUGAUCAGACCACAUCCUGCCAUUAGAACCGGUGUUGAUCCAGUCACUUGGAUAAGCUGGUGUACAAGACAUCUGGCCCUUGAAACAGCCAGUACAGUUCACACUGUACUUUAAAAUGGGGAAAUAGGCUUUCUUUGAAAACUCCCCUACAAACACUAACUCCAGGAGUCUGAAUACUGUUUGUUUUUAUUGUUAAAGCAAUCUUCUUUUUUCCCUCAGGGUGCAUUCUCCCUGGCCAAGUACAACUACUGCACAUAAUUUAGCUUUUUAAGGUAACACUUGUGUACAUAUGACAGUAAAACUUUGUUUCAUGUUGAUGCUUGGGUCAUGUUUUAGAUAGUUGAAUCUUUUAUACUGUAAUUUUGGUUGUUGUUAAGAAAAUGUAAGGCCUCUGUCUUGCAGUUUGUAAACAGAAUUAUGUACCAAUGUACUUUCUGACCUCUGAAGUACAGUUACUGUACUUGUCGGAUACACUGUUUCUGUUGACUUUGUCCUUUAGCUCUUUUCUUACUGCAGUGUUGGACUUUAAUUGAUGUUUCCCCCUCCCACCCUCCUUUCUCCACCUUACAAUACCUCCUUCAUGUGUAUUCAUACGAGGAUUUUGUUCAAGCUAACAUUGUCAAACCACUGUCUACAUUCAUCAGGAAUAAAGGUGCACUUUGUCUUUAGCUGGAUGCAAAUUCAACAGGUACUGUUUGUGUAAGGUCUUUCCCAUGUUAUUUAUAUUGUAUGCUGUGAGUCCCAAUGGAAGCCUGAAAGGCCACAAUGUGCACUACUACUGACCUCGCAGCACUGAAACCAAACUGUUCUCAGAAUCAUCUCCAGUCACAAUGACCUUGAGUGUUUAAGAUCACACCACUGAAAAUGAGAAUGUUUUUAGAAAUCAUGCCAAUAAGUCGCUGUAUACCUAAAACUGUAAAAAGAAUCAAACCUCUUCUUUGGGAGAAGAAAUGUUUAAACUAAAUACUACUGAAAUGUCUCAAUGUGGUCCCAAAAAUGUGUUUGACUAAUAACUGUAUUUAAUAAUCACUUGUUAACUGCACUGUAUUGUUUUGUAGGAUGUUUGAACAGAUGGACCGUCCUAAAUGCUGUUUUGUUUGUCUGGAAAGACUGGUGAGCCCUACUUUUUUGAAAGAAGGUUGAGUGUCCUAAAUAACCUUACACUAAAGGGGUAUGUGUGUUGAAAUGUACCUGCUUAUGAUACACAAAAACAUUGUGUAUUUGAGAGUUUUAAUUUUUUGCACCAAGUAUCCAUAUGAAAGAUUAGGAGUCAGAGAAAUAAGGUUGUUUUAAAGGUUGUGACCACUGUAAAGUCUCUGUCCAGACAUGGCAAAGACACUGCAUCCAUGUAGAAACCCCUUCAGGACUCUAAUCAUGUAACUUCGACUAUAGAGUAAUAAUAAAUGCAAAUGUUUUUCUUA